GCGCAUUCCAUCCUCCGCCUGGUGACGUCACGCGCGGCCCUUGAUGAGGCUGUGAGGCUGUCCAACGAGCGCCGGUGACCGACGUUGUGGCAGUCCACGCGAGCCGCAAGGUGACAGUGGAACAGGCGGCGGCGAGGACAACCAAACAGGACCCCGGAGACCACCCACUGUACGACUUCCUGUGCAGCUGGCGGUGAGAGUACAGUGCGGAUCAUAACGCAACAAACAUUUAACACGCAACACAGCAGUGUAACAAGUUCACAGCAGCGCGGCGUAACACCACACCGACAUCCCGGUGUACAAACACGCCGAGAACAUGACAGUGUAAUCGUGUGCCCAUGUAUGUAAGUAGAGGCGCAGCCCUGCAAGUGUUUGCCAUGCGAUGUGUAAAGUUGGGCGCUCCGACUCCGUGGGUGACGGCCACAGAGAGCCCCUGGCGUGAAGAGGGUAGUUUUGGCCUACUCCUCCACUCUGACCAGACAGAUGGGUUUGCAGAGGGAAUCAUAUGAUACGAUUAAAAAUAUGUUGUAAUAAAAGACACUGUUUAUAUAUGAAAGGUUAAACAACAUACGCACAGUAAUGGACGCAGUCUCUUGGCAAUCUGCCGCUGGAUGAAGGCCGUCCGUCAAUCGUCCCCACACGAGUCUGGUCCGUGCCGGUUGGUGCUAAAGGGCCUGGGACCGGUUUUGGUAUCGCUCUUCACUGGCCUGAGCGAGUGAGCUAACUGUGACCGCCAUCUCGCAUUGGAACUUGUGUCUACGGGACCCCUGGAAUCUGGGGACGGAGCAGAGGGGUCAGGGUGGGGGGCCAGGGCAGUGGGGGUCAUGGAGGGCAGCGCCCCAGACUACGUGACGGCACAGCUGCUGGGCAUGGUCAACCAGGACGACAUCAGCGCUGUGGUGCAAGCGCAGCGCCACAUGUUGGACCGGUUUGAGAAAACGAACGAGAUGCUGCUGAACUUUAACGAGCUGUCAUCGUCGCGCCUCGCCUCCAUGACAGAACGCUUCACCCAGCACACGCGCACGCUCGCCGACAUGCGCCGCGACCUCGACACCGUCUUCCGUCGCAUCCGAACUCUGCGGCGCAAGCUCGAGAAGCAGUACCCCGAGUCGUUCAGCCGCUGCCAUGAGGCGGGGGCCGAGGAGGAGCGGGAGGGUCGUCGUGAGGCAGCGCGGGGCGCGGCGCCGUCAGCAGGGGGCGCGCGUCCCCCUCCUCCCGGACCCCCGUGAGCGGCAUGGAGAGGGGAUCCAGGCGCCCUGGCUGCAGUGGUGACGACCGUGGAGUUUGACCGUUCACUGUGGGGUUUUUUUUCCCCUGGGUGCGUGACCUACGGGUCGGGGUCCUUUUCUGCACUUUCAUCGGCAAGACAGCUGGAAAUUCACACGCCGUGUCCACACGCAAACACACCCAGAUCUUCACGUGAACACACGCAACUAAACCGGCAUCAGCCGGUUGCGAGUAACGCCCACGUGGAUUUCACCGCGUAUUGUCGAGCAGUGCUCGGAAAAGUCACCAACGGCAUUGCACGACUCCACUCUAUUGGACAUUACACUCAUUAGCCCCAACGCACCUAUACCUUCGAUACAUGUGCAUUUAGGCAUGGGCAGUGUAGACUAUUGCUGCCUGCUUGGCUUCGUGUCCCAGGUCUCUUGCUGAAGGAAUCGUGCAUUUCAGUGGCUCUGGACUGGGUAAAUAAAGACGUUCGAUCAACUCCAA
Messenger RNA from Petromyzon marinus (sea lamprey), 1716 nucleotides. RefSeq names its product KxDL motif containing 1 (gene KXD1). Gene Ontology annotation, biological process: lysosome localization. NCBI's taxonomy places the organism in Eukaryota, Metazoa, Chordata, Hyperoartia, Petromyzontiformes, Petromyzontidae. The record is from RefSeq and is a predicted model, not a curated record. Gene Ontology annotation, cellular component: BORC complex.